Messenger RNA from Pecten maximus, 2385 nucleotides. RefSeq lists its product as uncharacterized. The transcript has a single exon. The record is from RefSeq and is a predicted model, not a curated record. The coding region runs from base 1 to 2385 and encodes 794 amino acids. NCBI's taxonomy places the organism in Eukaryota, Metazoa, Mollusca, Bivalvia, Pectinida, Pectinidae.
AUGCCACGCUAUGGGGAUGACUUGUGGAGACUGGUACAGAUAUUGCCAUGCCGUGGGGAUGACUUGUGGAGACUGGUACAGAUAUUGCCACGCCGUGGGGAUGACUUGUGGAGACUGGUACAGAUAUUGCCACGCCGUGGGGAUGACUUGUGGAGACUGGUACAGAUAUUGCCACGCCGUGGGGAUGACUUGUGGAGACUGGUACAGAUAUUGCCACGCCAUGAGGAUGACUUGUGGAGGCUAGUACAGAUAUUGCCACGCCGUGGGGAUGACUUGUGGAGACUGGUACAGAUAUUGCCACGACGUGAUGAUGACUUGUGGAGACUGGUACAGAUAUUGCCACGCCGUGGGGAUGACUUGUGGAGACUGGUACAGAUAUUGCCACGCCGUGGGGAUGACUUGUGGAGGCUAGUACAGAUAUUGCCACGCCGUGGGGAUGACUUGUGGAGACUGGUACAGAUAUUGCCACGCCCUGGGGAUGACUUGUGGGGGGUAGUACAUAUAUUGCCACGCCAUGGGGAUGACUUGUGGAGACUGGUACAGAUAUUGCCACGCCGUGGGGAUGACUUGUGGAGACUGGUACAUAUAUUGCCACGCCAUGGUGAUGACUUGUGGAGACUGGUACCGAUAUUGCCACGCCGUGGGGAUGACUUGUGGAGACUGGUACCGAUAUUGCCACGCCGUGGGGAUGACUUGUGGAGACUGGUACCGAUAUUGCCACGCCGUGGGGAUGACUUGUGGAGACUGGUACCGAUAUUGCCACGCCGUGGGGAUGACUUGUGGAGACUGGUACAGAUAUUGCCACGCCGUGGGGAUGACUUGUGGAGACUGGUACAGAUAUUGCCACGCCGUGGGGAUGACUUGUGGAGGCUAGUACAUAUAUUGCCACGCCGUGGGGAUGACUUGUGGAGACUGGUACAGAUAUUGCCACGCCGUGGGGAUGACUUGUGGAGACUGGUACCGAUAUUGCCACGCCGUGGGGAUGACUUGUGGAGACUGGUACAGAUAUUGCCACGCCGUGGUGAUGACUUGUGGAGACUGGUACAGAUAUUGCCACGCCAUGAUGAUGACUUGUGGAGACUGGUACAGAUAUUGCCACGCCGUGGGGAUGACUUGUGGAGACUGGUACAGAUAUUGCCACGCCGUGGGGAUGACUUGUGGAGGCUAGUACAGAUAUUGCCACGCCGUGGGGAUGACUUGUGGAGACUGGUACAGAUAUUGCCACGCCGUGGGGAUGACUUGUGGAGGCUAGUACAGAUAUUGCCACGCCGUGGGGAUGACUUGUGGAGACUGGUACAGAUAUUGCCACGCCGUGGGGAUGACUUGUGGAGGCUAGUACAGAUAUUGCCACGCCGUGGGGAUGACUUGUGGAGACUGGUACAGAUAUUGCUACGCCGUGGGGAUGACUUGUGGGGGGUAGUACAUAUAUUGCCACGCCAUGGGGAUGACUUGUGGAGACUGGUACAGAUAUUGCCACGCCAUGGUGAUGACUUGUGGAGACUGGUACCGAUAUUGCCACGCCGUGGGGAUGACUUGUGGAGACUGGUACCGAUAUUGCCACGCCGUGGGGAUGACUUGUGGAGACUGGUACAGAUAUUGCCACGCCGUGGGGAUGACUUGUGGAGACUGGUACAGAUAUUGCCACGCCGUGGGGAUGACUUGUGGAGACUGGUACAGAUAUUGCCACGCCAUGAUGAUGACUUGUGGAGACUGGUACAGAUAUUGCCACGCCGUGGGGAUGACUUGUGGAGACUGGUACAGAUAUUGCCACGCCAUGAUGAUGACUUGUGGAGACUGGUACAGAUAUUGCCACGCCGUGGGGAUGACUUGUGGAGACUGGUACAGAUACUGCCACGCCGUGGGGAUGACUUGAGGAGACUGGUACAGAUAUUGCCACGUCAUGGUGAUGACUUGUGGAGGCUAGUACAGAUAUUGCCACGCCGUGGGGAUGACUUGUGGAGACUGGUACAGAUAUUGCAACGCUAUGGGGAUGACUUGUGGAGACUAGUACAGAUAUUGCCACGCCGUGGGGAUGGCUUGUGGAGACUGGUACAGAUAUUGCCACGCCGUGGGGAUGACUUGUGGAGACUGGUACAGAUACUACCACGCCAUGGGGAUGACUUGUGGAGACUGGUACAGAUAUUGCCACGCCGUGGGGAUGACUUGUGGAGACUGGUACAGAUAUUGCCACGCCGUGGGGAUGACUUGUGGAGACUGGUACAGAUAUUGCCACGCCGUGGGGAUGACUUGUGGAGGCUAGUACAGAUAUUGCCACGCCGUGGGGAUGACUUGUGGAGACUGGUACAGAUAUUGCCACGCCGUGGGGAUGACUUGUGGGGGGUAGUACAUAUAUUGCCAGGCCAUGGGGAUGACUUGUGGGGGUAG